Messenger RNA from Penicillium argentinense, 2067 nucleotides. RefSeq names its product putative APSES transcription factor. The transcript is spliced from 3 exons. The record is from RefSeq and is a predicted model, not a curated record. The coding region runs from base 1 to 2067 and encodes 688 amino acids. Lineage: Eukaryota; Fungi; Ascomycota; Eurotiomycetes; Eurotiales; Aspergillaceae. Gene Ontology annotation, molecular function: DNA binding; transcription regulator activity; protein binding. Gene Ontology annotation, cellular component: SBF transcription complex; MBF transcription complex.
AUGGCCGGAAUGGAGUCAAUCUAUUCUGCCACCUACAGCAGUGUCCCUGUGUACGAAUUCAAGGUCGAUGGCGACAGUGUGAUGAGGAGAAGGGCGGACGAUUGGGUCAAUGCGACGCAUAUUUUGAAGGCUGCUGGGUUCGAUAAACCUGCAAGGACUCGAAUCUUAGAACGGGAAGUCCAAAAGGGAGUUCAUGAGAAAGUGCAGGGCGGUUAUGGCAAAUAUCAAGGGACAUGGAUUCCUCUCGGUGAGGGUCGCCUGCUUGCCGAACGCAACAAUAUCCUCGCGAAGAUCGCCCCAAUUUUCGACUAUGUCGCUGGAGAUCGCAGUCCGCCGCCGGCCCCGAAACACUCCUCGGCUCCCUCAAAGCCGAGAGCACCACGCAAAUCUACUAAUCGCUCGGCAGCCACCGAAAUCUUCAAUGUGGUUCAACCCAAUCGAAGCAUGGGACCUCCAACCCUACCCCAUGAGCAAUACGAAAUCAGCACUCAGUUUGAUGACAACGAAUCUAUCGAGCAAGCAACCAUGGAAUCUUCGUCCAUGAUUGCGGACGAGGAUAUGUUGCAGAUGUCCCAACAUGGCGGACGGAAACGCAAGCGCGGGACGAACGAGCCCAACAUGAUGUCCAUCAGCGAACAAGAGCAUAUCAUUUACGGCGACCAACUCCUGGAUUACUUUAUGACCGUGGGUGAUGCGCCACAAGCCACAAGAAUCCAUCCCCCGAAACCUCCGGACAACUUCCAAGUUGAUCGUGCCAUUGAUGAUUCUGGGAACACGGCGUUACAUUGGGCCUGUUCAAUGGGUGAUCUUGACAUCGUGCAAGAUCUACUCCGCCGAGGUGCCGACGUCAAGGCAUUGUCCGUCCACGAAGAGACACCGCUUGUUCGAGCAGUUCUCUUUACCAAUAACUACGAAAAGCGUACAUUCCCUGCUCUGCUUGACUUCCUACUGGAUACUGUCUCUUUCCGGGACUGGUUUGGAGCAACUCUGUUCCAUCACAUUGCGGAAACGACCAGAAGUAAGGGCAAAUGGAAGAGCUCACGGUAUUACUGUGAGGUAUUGCUUGACAAACUGUGCAAAACUUGCUCACAGGAAGAAAUCGAUCUGCUGCUGGCGUGCCAAGAUGAAAAUGGUGACAGCGCGGCUCUCGUGGCGUCUCGCAACGGUGCAUUCCGACUUGUGAAUAUGAUUCUGACACACUGCCCCCGGUCUGGUGAUUUGAUGAACAAGAAGGGAGAGACUGCCAAUGGCAUCACGCAAUUUUCGCACCAUACCGAACAUGAUAUUCCACCCGCUCCGUCGUCCGUCACUAUGAUGAAUGACCAUUUUGAGGGCCCUGCUGGCGACCUUAUGAAUCCGGACCACGCCCCCAUGCCUUUACCAGUGGAUUCCGGUGCCAACUCAGAGCUGCUCACCAAGAUCAGCACGAUCAUGUCGGAGGCGAACAAGAAGCUCGCGGUGACCUAUGGCAAUUCCAAGAUUAACCAGCAAGACUCGAAUGAUGUUGCGAACCCGGAGGCCCUCUUCGAGCAGCUCGAGUCGGAUCGUCAGAAGAUCCAAAAGCAAGCGGUUGCGAUGGCUGCAAAGGAGGCCGAGAAUGAAGCUAGCGAUCACCAGCUGGGUCGAUAUGAGAAGCUGCGGGCCAACUACGAGUCACUUCUCGAACAGACACAAUACGCCGAUUUGGCCCAGCAGUUGAACACCGGGGCGCCACCGGAGGCUCCACGGGUGAACCCAUCCUCGCUCAGCCCUGAGGAACUGGUGGUCCGCUAUCAACUCGCGCGUGAGCUUUGUACUGCACAAAAGACGCGCCGCGGCACCGUUAAGGACCUUGCCCAGCAAACGGCGGAUGCUGGUGUCAGCACCAAGUUCGACGUGCAUCGCAAGCUGGUGGCUCUCGCUACUGGCCUGAAGGAAGAGGAACUCGACCCCAUGGCGGCCGAGUUGGCUGAGACCCUGGAAUUUGAUCGCAUGAACGGCAAGGGCGCAUCCCCCGAGCCUGAACACCGAAGCCUCGCUUCGCAGAGCGAGCUUCACCCGGGUUCUGGCGUGCCCGUCGAUGCGUGA